UCUCUGCAAAUGCGCCACCAAAAUCUCUCCUUUAAUGGCGGCCUUGUCUCACCUCUCCUUCAUCCCCAACCUCCCUCCAACCAAAGUCAAGACCUUUAACUUGAAGGUCACCUCUUGCCUUUCUCUAAAGCAAUCCAAUGACCCAGCUCUCGCUUCCCAUAACGACGCCGUCUCAUCCGACACCCUCCGCGUCGUCUUCGCCGCCGGCGGCACCGGCGGCCACAUAUACCCCGCCGUCGCCAUCGCCGACGAGCUCAAAUCCACCAACCCCAACGCCCACAUUCUCUUUCUCGGCAUACCCAGAAGCAUGGAGAGCAAGGCCGUCCCCAACGCCGGCUACGACUUCGCCGCCCUCCCCGCCGCCAAGCUCCGCCGCCCGGUUCUGUCGCUUGGAAAUAUAUUCCUUCCUUACUACUUGGUCAAGUCGGUUAUCUGGAGCUACUUUAAACUGCGGGAGUUUGAUCCCCACGUGGUGAUCGGCACCGGCGGGUACGUGUCUUUUCCGGUGGGCAUUGCGGCGGCGCUGAGAGGAGUGAAGCUUGUGAUUCAAGAACAGAAUGCUGUUCCGGGAAUAGCCAACUGGUUGCUGUCGUUUUUGGCUGAGGUUGUGUUUGUGGCUUUUAAUUCGACCAUUGAUUGUUUCCCAAGUGGGAAGAAGUGUGUGGUGUGUGGGAAUCCGGUGAGGUUGUCUUUGAGGAAGAAUGUGUCCAAGGCCGCUGCGAGGGGGCGGUUCUUUCCCAACGCCGGCGAGAUUGGGGAGGAGGUGAAGGUGGUUUUGGUGCUUGGUGGGUCUUUAGGGGCUAAUGCUGUAAACAUUGCUUUGUUGAAUUUGUAUUAUCAGAUGUUGUUGGAGAAGGAGGACUUGUUCAUUAUAUGGCAGACUGGAGUUGAGGCCUAUAAUGAGAUGGAGAGCCUUGUUAAGAACCAUCCGCGGCUGCUUUUGAAGCCGUUCAUGCAUAAAAUGGAUUUGGCAUUUGCGGCUGCAGACCUAAUUGUUUCACGAGCCGGUGCAAUGACUUGCUAUGAGCUCUUGGCAACUGGGAAGCCUUCCAUUCUGAUACCAUCUCCAGAUGCUGCUGAAGGACAUCAAUUCAGAAACGCCACAUUGAUGGCAGACUUAGCGGGUGCAAGGGUUAUAACUGAAGAUGAACUUGAUUCAACAACACUUGGAAAUGCAAUAGAAGAGAUAUUAGGGGAUGAGAGUAUAAUGGCAGAUAUGUCUGAGAGGGCUCUGAAAGCUGCAAACUUCAAUGCCUCUGAAAAGAUUGCACAGCACGUUCUUUCUCUAGUCAGCUCAUCAAGACCAAAAAAGUAGAGUUCAAGGUGGUUUAUAUCCUUCAUAAGCGUUAAAUCCUGCAUCCACGCUCCAUUACAGUUGACCAAAAUUAGUUAAUUUGUUAUAUGCAGAAGGGUUCCAAUUCCAUAGAAGUUGAGUUCAGGAAGUUGCCUUCAUCCUUCUGGCAAAGGGUUUGAUGAGGGCCUUGGUAGCUAGGAAAGUCGAGUCAGGAUCUUCAUGUUAGAUUUACAUAAAUUCUUUUCCAAGCUGUUCCUAAAAUGGUUAGAGGCUGCAUUCUGUGGUGUGAUGAGGAAGAGGUCAUAUUCACCAAAAGAGUGAUUUUAUUUAAACUGAUUCUGAAAAGAGACUGAUUUUAUUGUUGUAGCCUUCUUCUCUGUAUGCAAAGGAAAUC
Molecule: messenger RNA, 1688 nt
Organism: Argentina anserina (silverweed cinquefoil)
Lineage: Eukaryota; Viridiplantae; Streptophyta; Magnoliopsida; Rosales; Rosaceae
Exons: 4
Coding region: 35-1315 (426 amino acids)
Biological process (GO): carbohydrate metabolic process
Molecular function (GO): undecaprenyldiphospho-muramoylpentapeptide beta-N-acetylglucosaminyltransferase activity
Source: RefSeq, a predicted model, not a curated record